Cetraspora pellucida is the source of this 1878-nucleotide messenger RNA. The record is from the annotation of a GenBank genome assembly. NCBI's taxonomy places the organism in Eukaryota, Fungi, Glomeromycota, Glomeromycetes, Diversisporales, Gigasporaceae.
AUGCCUCAAAUUUAUAUAUUGUCAGAUAUAGGUGAAGGCAAUAAAUUAGAUGACAUACCAUCUAGUCGAUAUCUGCCUAGUCGAACAGAACUUGAAAAUCAGCUUGCUUGUGCAAAUCAAGAUCGAGAAAUUGCUAUAGAGUGUGGCAAUCGAUUUGCCAAUAAAUGUUCUAUCUUAGAUAAAGACAAUAAGCAUAUACAAUGUAAUCUAAAACAAUCUAAUAAUGAUAAAGAGAAACUCUUCAAGCAUACCUACCAGCUUAUAAAUGAGGAUAUCAUUCGAUUGAAAAAAAUAAAAUCACUUCAGUCAAUAAACAAAAUAUUAAAAAGUAAGUUAGCGUCAGCUCAGAAGGAUGCAUUCUCAACUCAGAAAGAGAUAGUAAAAAAAGAAUCUGUGAUCAUAUCUCUCAAGUCUGAAUUAAUAAAUAUAAAGAAUGAACUAAUAAAUACAAAAGAUGAAUUAGCUUCAAAAAUUAAAAAAAUUGAGUAUUUAGUUGCUUUAAUCUCUGUUUUACAGAAAACAAAGGAUAUAUUAGAUCCUGUAGAAUCAAAGACUUAUUGCUCUGCAAUAGUUAUGGGAGGGUCAUUGUUUUGCAGGCCCUUUAAGGGUGACUCUUUGAGUCAUAAAAGUCUUGUAAAAUAUUUUAAAAGUAAAACAUUACCAAUUAUCACAAAUAAUCAGAAUUCGAAGUCAUUGAUUCAAGAUAUUACAAAUAAGCAGAAUCCAGAGUCAUUAAUUCAAGAUAUUACAAAUAAGCAGAAUCCGGAGUCUUUGAUUCAAGAUAUUACAAUAAAAGAGACAGUAUGCACUAGCGAGGCUUUAGUUAAUGAUAAGUAUCCGAUUUCUUCUUUUAUUAAAAUUGUCAUUAUUCCAGAUUAUAGCUACCAUAUGACUGCCUCUGACAAUUUGUUUUCUGGAAUAUACUCACAAAGUGAGGGCACUAAUGUGCCUAAACUGACCAUAAAUGAACAAAGUAAAAAAGCAGUGCUUCGAGUUCCCAACUCAUCUGAUAUACAAAAAAAUCAAAAGAAAGAACUAUUGCAAAACAAGCCUGAAGGGCAAACCAAGGAUUAUGGCUCAUCAAGCUUAUUUUCAAAGAAAAUGAGUUUUACUCUACCAUCUAUGAAACUUUAUCUUAUGAAUAUAGAUGAAGCUAAUAAACAUAAAUCAAUUCGAAAUGUUGGACAUCCAGCAAUGUCAUGGCCUUUCAGUAAAGUAUUUACUGGUAUAAGUGGUAAAGAUAAGACAAAUAUAGUUGGAAAUCUUGUUCUGGGAGAUAAAGCUGAAAAUAUAUACAAAGGUAAAAAAGAAGGAUCCCGAUAUAUUAAGUGUGAUGAUUUGAUAGUUUGUGGAUUUCAUCUAGAUAAGCCAAAAUGGGCAUUUGUUAGAUAUAUGUAUGGAGUAAUUGCAGGUAAUCCUAAAGCACCUUACUAUGAAAAUAUAAGAUUUAAAUAUAUUUCACCUAAAAAAAUUCCUAGUGUAAAAUCAUUUUUUCCAGAGAGAAGUACUAAUAUUAGUCCAAUUUACAUAACACAAAAAUAUCAUCAUGUCCUGAUAAUUAUUCGUGAAAAUUUUACCCACUUAGUUAUAUUUAAUGGGGGCAGUAGUUAUCAGGAUGUGUCCAAAAUAAUUGGACGAUAUACUAAUGAUGUUAAGAAUGCAUCAAUGGUUAUUAAUAGUUACCUUCUAAAAAAUGAAUUUAUUGUAUUUGAUCUUACUAGGUCAGAAGAUGAUCCAUUAGCAAUUCAUUUAAGAUUCGAUACUCUACUGGAUUUGCAGAAAGAGAUAGAGUUACGUCAAAAGCACAAGAUAAAAAAUGCAUUGCCAGCUGAGUUUAUGAAUUCUGAACCCAAAAAAACUGAAAAAUCGAAUAAAUAA